AUGGCCUCUGAAGAUACCUCCUCCAUCCCCACCCCGGCUCACUGCACUGCGGAUUUUUGCUUGAUUCCGAUUGGAACAGGCUCUGCCUCUGUAUCAGCUCAAGUCGCCGAAGUGCAACGCCUCAUUGCGAAAUCCGGCGUCAAGUACACCAUGCACUCGGCCGGGACGACCCUCGAGGGAUCCUGGGAUCGAGUCCACCAGGUAAUCGGACAAGCGCAUACUAUCCUCCACCAACAGGGAAUUGUUAGAAUUCAGACUGAUAUUCGGACUGGAUCGAGAACGGACAAGUUGCAAACAUGUGAGGAUAAGGUGAACAAGGUACGAGAGCUGUUGAAGGAAUAA
Molecule: messenger RNA, 342 nt
Organism: Aspergillus wentii DTO 134E9
Lineage: Eukaryota; Fungi; Ascomycota; Eurotiomycetes; Eurotiales; Aspergillaceae
Product: thiamine-binding protein
Exons: 4
Coding region: 1-342 (113 amino acids)
Cellular component (GO): cytosol
Source: RefSeq, a predicted model, not a curated record